Juglans microcarpa x Juglans regia is the source of this 781-nucleotide messenger RNA. RefSeq lists its product as uncharacterized. Lineage: Eukaryota; Viridiplantae; Streptophyta; Magnoliopsida; Fagales; Juglandaceae. The transcript is spliced from 3 exons. Gene Ontology annotation, molecular function: cyclase activity. Gene Ontology annotation, biological process: sesquiterpene biosynthetic process. Bases 358 to 744 code for a protein of 128 amino acids. The record is from RefSeq and is a predicted model, not a curated record.
UUACUUAAGUCAGGCCAUCCUCGUCUACCCUCUUUGGCAUGUUACCUCUUCGAACCUUCGAAUUUGUAGCUUCUCGUUCUAGCAACCAUUCCCGCUUUAGCAAAUUGUAUUUUGCUGAACCCAUAGAAGCAGCCCAGCAACAAUAAUUUUCACCGAGUAUAAUAAUUUGUGAGUCAUUGAUCAGAGUCUCAGAAAUGAAACUCGUUUCAAUGAAAGCUUCUUCAAGUCCCUCAAGUUUCCCUAUUAUGCCAUAGGAGGAAACAUCGAAAGCCAACAUAUAGGGCUCUCUUUUGUGUCCUUUCGUGUCCUCGUAUACGGUGAAGGGUCAACAAGGCUUGAUCAGCGUUUUGAUUGAGAAUGGUUUUAACUGAUAAAGGCUCUCAGAGGGAAGAAAUUGAGGAGUCUAGUCGUGCUAAAGGGAAGGGUGAGAUCCCUCUGCACGCAUCAACGUCUCAAAGGACACUACUAACCAAUGAGGAAGAUGAGAUUUCACGCUCUGUGACUACUUCAAGUGAUCACCGAUUUCGAGAACACCUCAGUGGGGUUUUUGCUCAGAAAAUCGAUUGGGAUUCACUCAUGGAAAUGAGCAAAGAAUGGAUUAGAAACCCAAUGAACAUGGCUCUGUUUGCGUGGAUCACCUGCAUUGCUGUUUCAGGAGAUCUCAACGACCAGCCAUUGGUGUUGGAGUAUCUAUAUCUGUUGCAGUUGCAGCACCUGCAAUUGCUGGCUUAUACUCUAUUAUGAGUCCCCUUGGAAGGGAUUAUAAAAUUCAUAUGAAAUG